GCCGGUUAGAGCCGUCACCGGCCGCCGUCGCUGCUGUUCGUGCCGCCGCCAGCCCGCGCCCGCCCCGCGCCCAGCCCGCGCUCCGGAGAGUCCGAGCCCCGCGCCCGCGCCAUGACGGAGGGCACAUGCCUGCGGAGGAGGGGCGGCCCCUACAAGACGCCCCCGGCUACGGAGCUGAGCCGCUGGCGCCUGGCCAACGAGGAGGGCCGGCAGCGCUGGACCUAUGGCCCGGGGACGGACCCCCAGAGAGCCCUGGAGGCUCACGCCGUGGGCCUGGACACGACCAAAUUCUUCCCGGAGCUGCCCCCCGCCCGCUCGGCCCGAGAAGGGGCCUGGAAGGGCAUGAAGUUCUACUCGCAGCUCCAGGCCGAGGAUGGCCACUGGCCCGGGGACUACGGGGGCCCCCUCUUCCUGCUGCCAGGACUCCUGAUCACAUGUCGUGUGGCCAACAUCUCCCUCCCAGCUGGGUACGGAGAGGAAAUGGAGCGCUACCUGCGAUCGGUGCAGCUUCCGGAUGGCGGCUGGGGCCUGCACGUGGAGGAUAAGUCGACAGUGUUCGGCACGGCCCUGAACUACGUGUCUCUGCGGCUCCUGGGGGUGGGACCGGACGAUCCCGCCUUGGUGCGGGCCAGGACCAACCUUCACGAGAAAGGCGGGGCUCUUGGAAUCCCUUCGUGGGGGAAGUUUUGGCUGGCCAUCCUGAACGUUUACAGCUGGGAAGGGCUGAACACCCUCUUCCCUGAGAUGUGGCUCUUUCCUACCUGGGCCCCCGCCCACCCCUCGACGCUGUGGUGCCAUUGUCGCCAGGUGUACCUGCCCAUGAGCUACUGCUACGCCAUGCGGGUGCAGGGCCCCGAGGACGAGCUGGUUCGGAGCCUCCGGCAGGAACUUUACAUCGAGGAUUAUUCCAGCAUAGAUUGGCCGGCCCACAGAAAUCACGUGGCCGCCUGUGACCUCUACACGCCCCACAGCUGGCUGCUCCGACUGGUCUAUGCGGUGCUUAACCUGUAUGAGCGCUACCACCUCCCGAGCCUGAGGAAGCUGGCGGUGGCCGAGGUGUACGACCACAUAAUCGCCGACGACCGCUUCACCAAGUGCAUCAGCAUUGGCCCGAUCUCUAAAACGAUCAACAUGCUUGUUCGGUGGUACGUGGAUGGGCCAGCCUCGCCGGCAUUCCAAGAACACGUCUCCAGAAUUCCAGAUUACAUGUGGUUGGGGCUCGAUGGCAUGAAAAUGCAGGGCACCAAUGGCUCUCAGCUCUGGGAUACAGCAUUUGCCAUCCAAGCUUUCCUGGAGGCUGGGGCUCACCACAUGCCUGAAUUUUCAUCUUGCUUGAGGGAUGCCCACGAGUUCCUUCGGAUCACGCAGAUUCCAGAUAAUCCUGAAAACUACCAGAAAUAUUAUCGUCAGAUGAACAAGGGCGGCUUCCCCUUCAGCACACGGGACUGUGGCUGGAUCGUGGCUGACUGCACGGCGGAGGGCUUGAAGUGUCUGCUCCUCCUGCAAAAGAAAUGUCCUUUCCUCAGAGAGCCCGUCCCCAAGGAGAGACUCUACGACGCUGUCAAUGUGCUGCUGAGCAUGAGGAACUCGGACAGUGGGUUUGCCACCUACGAGAAGAAGCGGGGCGGCCGGCUGUUGGAGUUACUGAACCCCUCCGAGGUGUUCGGAGACAUCAUGAUCGACUACUCGUACGUGGAGUGCACGUCGGCCGUCAUGCAGUCGCUGAAGCACUUCCAGGACUGUUACCCCGAGUACAGGGCCGAGGACAUCAGGCUGACUCUGAGGGAGGGGCUGCGCUACUGCCGGCAGGUGCAGAGGGCCGACGGCUCGUGGGAAGGGUCCUGGGGAGUGUGCUUCACCUACGGGGCCUGGUUCGGGUUGGAAGCCUUUGCCUGCAUGGGCCACACCUACGACGCCAGCGGGGAGGCCCCUCCAGAGGUGGUGAAAGCCUGCGAAUUCCUGCUCGCCAAGCAAAUGGAGGACGGCGGCUGGGGAGAGAACUUCGAGUCUUGUGAACAAAGGCGAUACGUGCAGAGUGACCGGUCUCAGCUCUUCAACACCUGCUGGGCCCUGCUGGGGCUGAUGGCGGCCAGGCAUCCGGACACUGAGGCCAUCGAGAGAGGAGUGAAGUGUGUGCUUGGAAAGCAGCAGCCCAGUGGAGACUGGCCUCAGGAGAACAUCGCUGGGGUCUUUAACAAGAGCUGCGCCAUCAGUUACACGUCUUACCGGAAUGUGUUCCCCAUCUGGACUCUGGGCCGCUUUUCCCGCCUGUAUCCCCAGAGCCCCUUGGCCGGCAAGGUGGCGAUGUGAGCCCCGAGCGCGGGCAGCCCCGGCCAGGGACCUUGGGACGUGGGCACCCCGUGGCCGGGGACCGAGGGGAUGUGCCCUUCGAGGCCCGUUCUCCUGUCCCGCCGACGCUUGGACCUCUCGCCCCGGUCACCCUCCCCUCUGUCCUCUAGAUGGCCCCAGGUCCGUCUGUAAGAAGGCAGAGAAGGGAGCGGGGGCGCAGCUCUAGAGCGGACCCCUCACCGUGAGCCCCUCGUGCGGCACGAGUCUUGCUCUCUGUGGGAGGCGCUCGGGCUGCCCGUGGUCUCACCCCUUGAGCGAGCGGAUCCUUGCCGGACACCAACUGCAGGAACCCCGGGACUUGCCACGGAGUCUCUCGGACGUGCGCCUGAGGCGGUCGCCCGCUGUGGCCAUCUCCUGUCCGGGCAGGGACUCUGGGCUUAUCUUGUACUACAGCUUCUCCUUGACUUCCUCCGACCUGAGUGCCCAGGACACCCCAGACGAGCUCUCGGUGGCCCCCAAGAUGCUGCUGCGGCGUCGGGCGGUUCGAACUCUAAGGCCGUAGCCUAGACUUGAUCGGGACGCCAUUGGCAGAGACCGUCGCCCGCCCAGAGCCUCUCUGGUGAAUCUGGCUCUUUUAAGUACUUAACAUAACAUGCCUAAGAUAGGGACGGACUCGGUUUGCACCGCCACGGGGCUCCGUUUCUGCUCUUUGGCCUGCUCCCGCUCCCCUGAAAUCCUGCUGUUUUCUCUCAUGCCAGGGGGUGGAGGGGGGUUUCCCCACUUGUCGCCCCCAUGGAGAACACAAUGAGAAUCAUUCUUCACUGCCCAGCAGGAUGCCCGCUUCCCUGGGGAGCCUCGGCGGGAGCCCCCAGGAAGGUUUUACAGAAUUAUCCGGGGAAAGGGAGGAGCCCUCCCUCCUUAGGUUGAAUCUCUUGAUUGGAGACUCUAUCGACGGAUCAGUCUCGAUGUAGCAUCAAAAGCCAGACAGGUGCUGGGCAGCUGUGGAAGCGGAGCCCCCUCCCCUCUCUGGGGUGGGCUCUGGGGGCCUCCUCGGGCAGGGCUUCCCCCGGGGCCGCGCUCUGGGGGCCUCUGUUGUUGAUUUUUCAUGAGUCCAUGUAUCCUUAGGGUUUUCCCGAAGCCCGAGCGCUUUGUUAUACACGAGUCAGGUUUUUUCCUGGGUGUCCGUGGAGCCCACGCGAAACUGGAAACCAUCUUGUUUUCUUGACUCUGAGGAUCAGUAAUGUUCCUGAGCUCUUCGCGAGAUGGUCCUCGAACACCCCCUGCCCCCAUCCACUUCGUUAGUCGACCUCUGAUCCAAAUUGAUGGAGACGCACCUCUCAAAGGCCAAUGAGGUUUGUGCUCACUCCUAAAUUCCCCAGCAUGGUGAGCACUGCUAGAAGCGCCUGCUCCAUGUUCCCUGGCACAGUGAGUGCCGCUCGGAGUGCCCGGGACGUAUGCCCUGGCAUGGUGAAUGCCACUCGGAGUGCCCAGGACGUAUGCCCUGGCAUGGUGAGUGCCGCUCGGAGUGCCCGGGACGUAUGCCCUGGCACGGUGAGUGCCGCUUGGUAUGUCCGGGAUAUAUGCCCUGGCACGGUGAGUGCCGCUCGGAGUGCCCGGGACGUAUGCCCUGGCACAGUGAGUGCCGCUCGGAGUGCCCGGGAUAUAUGCCCUGGCACGGUGAGUGCCACUCGGAGUGCCCGGGACGUAUGCCCUGGCACGGUGAAUGCUGCUAAAAGUGCCCCCCUGUAUGUUCCCUGGUGAGUGCUGGCAGGAGUGCCCAUGGUACAUUCCCUGGCACAGUGAGGGCCUCUAGAAGUGCCCACAAUUCAUGCCCUGGCAUGGUUGAGUGCUGUUAGAAGUGCCCUCUGGAUGUUGCCUGGCGAGUGCUGCUAGGAGUGCCCACAGUAUGUCACCCUGGCAUGGUGAGUGCUGCUAGGAGUGCCCGCUGUAUUGUAUGUUCCUUGGCAAGUGCCCUUGUGUGCCAAGUGCUGUGAGGAGUGCCCAGUGAACAUCCCUGACGAGUAUGCUUGGGGUGCCCGCCGUACAUGUCCUUGCUAGGAGUGCCCGCCGUGCCCACCCAGAGAUGAUGAAUGCCGCUCGGCAAUAAGUGCCCUGGGGUUUGUAGGAUUCUAGGUCUAGAGCUGGAGCUUCUCGACGAUUGCCCGUGUUCUUGUUUCAGAUUCAGGGUCUCCUUUUAUUAUCUGUAUUUUAGAACCUGCUGAUUCUUGAAUAUCUCUGAUUUUUGCUCCUCAUGGAGUUAUUUUGCUGUACCCCCCACCCCCACCCCCCGCCGGGUUCUUUUGAAUGGGAGGCAGAGGGCAUUUCUCCCUGGCAGGCGUCGCCAGCUGGGCCUUCUGAGCUCCCUCAGGACCUCGUGCCCUCUUGGGAAUCCCCACUCCCCCGCCCUCUUGCACUGCUGCCUGGUGCCAGGGGAGGGGUUGGAUCUGGGGGCCCGAGGGUCCUCUCAUGGGCCUGGGGGCCCUCUUCGUUGGGCCUGGGGACCCUCUCGUUGGGCUUGGAAGCCCUCUCAUUGGGCCUGAUUGUCUAGGCUCUUCCUCCUGCGGUUGCUCUCUGCCCCCCGGCCCCGAGGCCGCCUGCUGUCUCUUCCCCAGAGUUCCUGCCGCUUGGGCGGGUGGGGAUCUCGGGGCCUGCUGCUGCCGGCCCUUUCCCGGCCCUGCCGGCUCUGGCUCCGGCUCCCAGCGGUCAGCGCGGGGGGUGGUCGUCCCCGAGCUGGGCCGGCGCUGUCGGGGCCCAGAGUGUUUCUGGGCUUGGGAGGUUCGUCAUGGAGCCCGAGGCUGUUAGCACCCCAUCUCUUGAUCUGUGGCUUCUCGGGACGGGAGCUGGAAGGGAAUGCAGAUGUCCACACCCCAGAGCGCCCCCCGGGCCGCGAUUCCAACCCAGACGCUCUGAUUCCAAAUGCACCCUUGCCCCUGCCCCCUCUGUCCCCCAGGCCGCCCGUGGGGCCGGCCGGGCUCCCGGGAGAGGCCUUGGCCGGCCUUGGCCGGGCCGGGCUCCGUUAUCAUCCUCUUUGUCACUUCUCAGCAACUCCCCGGAGACGGGGGGCCAGAGGCGCCCCCAGGCUUUUGGCUCCGCGCGGAAGCUUUUUCUUUGGCUGCGGUUUUCUUGGAUUUUGUGGCUUCUCGGGUUCCCGCCCGCUGCUUGGGCCCCAUCGUCUCCUCGGCGGUGCUCCUUAGAAGUCUGCAGCCCGGGGUGGGCGUCCCCACCUUUGUCCCGGCAUCCCAGAGGGAGCCGCGGAGGGAAGGGGGAGAGACCCCCACAGAGGUGGCACGGACUGAGCAGCAACGGCCCCGAAGGCUCGGGGUAACUGGGGGGGGGACCCCAGCCCUGUAUGCAGCCCCGUGGGCGGUUAGCAACUACCUGGACAAGAAGCCGAAUCUCCAAAGGUGGGGAAAGGCUGAAAAGCCGGAAUCGGGAGCUCAGGGGUCAGCUGCUGGCCGAGGGGGCCCGGACGCUUUUCGGGGAACGCUUCCCUGAUGACGCGUUUGUCUGAGACUGCUCCAACGGUCUGGGGGCCGUCUGUGGGCCGGUGAGCACGAGGUGGGGUCUAAGGGCGUUUCAGUCAGGUGAUUGUAAAUUCAGAAGACGAGCGGCUAUUUGGGAGGGUUUUUUUCUUUUGAAAAUGGUUGCCUGUUCAAAUUCUUGGCCGUCUCUCGGGAAUGGAUCAGACUCUGCGGAGUUUGGGGUUUUUCCCUUGAACCCAGUACUUCCCUUUGCAUUUUGGACAUGCUCGGGCUUUUGCGGUUCUGCAGAGUUUCACAGGACGGGAGCCACCGGUCCAGGUUCCUUAAAUUGACUAAUUUGGUGGGAAUUGCAAAUGUUCCCACCUCCCCAGAAUUGGCUUAGGGCAAACAUGUCAGCGUCUAGGGGGGCCUUGGGUCCCUUGGAUCAGUGGGUAGGGUGUGAGUUCUUGGGGGCCGGGUCCUGGGUUCUGGCUCCUGGUACAGUCAGAUGAUCCGUUUGGAGGUUGGCGGGGUGGAAUGGGGUGGGGCGAGCUUGCAGAUUAUUUUGCUCUGUAGCUCGGUGCUGUUGAGCAGCUUAAAGGGGGAGAAGAUUUCUUAACCUCUGUAUUUUGGGGAUUUUCUUGGAUCGGUCCAAACCCUGCCAGGUUCAGGUCUCGAGGGCAUGGCUGCAAAUCACUGUGCACACGGUCUCCCUAAAUGGCUCAGACAAACGUGAUCCCUCUGUGUGGUGCUCAGAAGGAAACCUGGGUUUCCGUUCACGUUGCCUUAUUUCCCAAUUCAUUUGUACAGCAGCUGUGCGAUGUGGUCCUUCACGUCCCUCCCAUCACUGCUGGACUCGUGGGUCUAGACCGGGCUCUUGACCUUUCUCUUUGUCACUCCCUUUGGGCUUGGGUAGGGUAAUUGUGGGUUUGCUCUGGGGUUGUGUUUCACUGACAUGAUUGGGCUGUUAAAAAGCUCUCGGAUACUCUAAAUAAAAUGUUGGAUUAUUUCACACAA
Messenger RNA from Antechinus flavipes (yellow-footed antechinus), 6767 nucleotides. RefSeq names its product lanosterol synthase (gene LSS). The record is from RefSeq and is a predicted model, not a curated record. Gene Ontology annotation, cellular component: lipid droplet. Gene Ontology annotation, molecular function: lanosterol synthase activity. Bases 112 to 2310 code for a protein of 732 amino acids. The transcript has 22 exons. Gene Ontology annotation, biological process: triterpenoid biosynthetic process; cholesterol biosynthetic process. Lineage: Eukaryota; Metazoa; Chordata; Mammalia; Dasyuromorphia; Dasyuridae.